This is a messenger RNA of Camelina sativa (false flax), 1263 nucleotides long. The record is from RefSeq and is a predicted model, not a curated record. NCBI's taxonomy places the organism in Eukaryota, Viridiplantae, Streptophyta, Magnoliopsida, Brassicales, Brassicaceae.
UGGAUUGUUCCACUUGGUUUCGGGAGGAACAGAGUAUUUACGAAAUGGGUGAAGAAGGGAAGACUUCGCUGUACGUUGGCGAUCUGGAACCGAGCGUGACAGAUUCUGAGUUGUUUGAUGCGUUUAGCCAUGCGAGUCAUCUGAGCUCUGUUCGUGUUUGCAGAGAUUUGACCACCGGGAGAUCUCUUGGCUAUGGCUACGUUACCUUUGACUAUCCUCGAGAAGCUAAAAUAGCAAUGGAAAUGCUGAACUUUACUGCUCUUAAAGGAAGAAGCAUUAGAGUUAUGUACUAUGUCCAUAAUCCAAGUCUUCUAAAGCGGGGAGUUGGUAAUAUAUUCAUAAAGAAUCUUGACAAAUCCAGCGAUCAAGAAGGACUCUAUGAUACAUUUUCGUGCUUUGGAUCCAUUCUUAGAUUCAAAUUAGCGACUGACGCCUCUGGUGAGUCAAGAGGCUUUGGCUUUGUACAGUACAACACGGAAGUAUCAGCUCAUAAGGCCAUUGAACAUAUGAAUGGAAUGCUUCUCAACGAUACAGAAGUAUACGUUGGACCGUUUCUUCAAAGAGAUUCUCCAACCAAAAAGGAAAUGUUUACUGAUAUUUAUGUCAAGAACCUCUCCAAGUCCUUGACCGAUAAAGAGCUGAACACAAUUUUUCAAGAGUUUGGACCUACGACGAGUUGCGUGAUCAUUAGGGAUGGUGAGGUUCCUCAAGGAAAAUCUAAAGGUUUUGGCUUUGUUAAUUUUAAGAAUCCUGAGGAUGCUGAGAAAGCUGUUGAGGCUCUAAACGGAAAGAAGUUUGAUGACAAGGAGUGGUUUGUUACUAAAUCUAAGAAGAAGUAUCAAAGGGAAUCUGAAGUGAAGGGAGGUUUAAAACAUGCUGUCAACAAGUCACAGGGUUCGAGUAACUUGUGUGUUACGAAGUUGGAUAAAAGAGUAACAGAUGAAAUCCUCAAAGACUUCUUUUCUUCCUAUGGAACUAUAACAUCAUGCAAGGUCGUGAGAGACUCUCGUGGAGUAAGUAAAGGAUCAGGCAUUGUUUCAUUUUUGAAGUCAGCGGAAGCUCUUAGAGCGGUACGUAUCUAGCUUAUACACAAAGACAAUGCAGCUCAUUACUUAUAUGUUAUACGUACUAACAAAGAUACUAACUAAUUAAAUAUCGUUUAAGUCUUUUUAUUUAUUUGAUUUUUUUAGAUGGAGGAGAUUAAUGGACAUUAAAAUCGGAGAGAUUAGAAUAAAAAAAGCUUAUUUUUGGAGUUUUGUAACC